UUUGUUGUGCGCUCGUAAGGAUGUGUCCGCUGGCGCUGCCGGACUUCGUGCGUUCGCGUCGCGUGUGUGCGCGUUUAUCCUGACGCUGAAUGUAUCUCAGCCAAAAGCGGCCAAAGCCGAAACGGGCCACGAAAAGUGAUUGAAAAUCAGGCGAAUAGCUCAAGUGAAUGCCAGAAUAAUAAUCAUAUAAUCAUGCAUGUUCUUAUCGCGUUGAGAGAAAAUCAAAUAUAAAAUGCGGCAAUCGCUGUUCAGUUCCGUGUUAAGUUUUUAUUUGUGUUCGUGUGCUUGGAUUCGGGUACCAGGAUCCCAAAUACCGACGAUCUCGAGGAUAAACCACUAACUGAUAGAAGAAGAAGGUCCUGAGCUGCCGAAUAAAAAACACAGCAAAAGAUCGUUCAAAAUGAUCACCUAAAGCCAAAAUCGGUGCAAGCAUAAAAACAAAAAAAAUAAAUAAAAACAAAACCGAAUAAAACGUGAAUAACUAAAAAACGCAAAAGUUCAUAACGCAAACAAAGUUUAAUUGGCAUUGGCGAAAAAAUAAAUGUAAAUUGAUUUAGAAAAACCCAAGGGCAAAAAACUACAACCGCAAUCCUACGAAAUUCAACAAAAUAAAAGAAACCGUAACGCAAACCACCGCAAAAAUUGCUUUAGAUUAAAACCAUAGACGAGUACGGAAAACAUAAAAACCACUCACAAAUCGCAUCAAACAAAAUGACGCUGCGCAUAUCGGCCACAUACGGAAAUCAUCGAGGGCUCAUCAUUCCUGGCUGUGUGCUGCUCCUGAUUUUGGCCACCUUGCCACCAGCCUCGCGGGCAGGACGAAUCUUUGACGUCACAAAUCUGGACUACGUAAAGGUGAAUGCCGAGGCGGGCAAGAACGUGACCAUUCCGUGUCCGGGGGUCAACGAGCACUCGCUGGUGGACUCGCUCGUGUGGAAGACGGCGUCAACGACAAUCGCGCAGUUUGCCAACCGGAUACCCCUGCUCCACAGUCCGCGGAUUCAACUUCUUUCGGACAACUUCGGCCUGCAGUUUUCCCCUUCAUUAGCGAGUGAUACCUCGGAGUACAUAUGCCUGGUGAACGAUCGGCAUAUACCAGAAGCUAUAGUCGACUUGCUGGUCCAGGAUGUGCCCGAUCCGCCGGAGCGACCAUUGUUGAUAAGUUUCACAUCACGCUCGGUGAAUUUAUCCUGGGCGCACUCGCAGCAUCCGCGGAAUGCGCCCGUCACGCAUUUUAUUAUCGAAACGCGCGAGGGCGAGGAUGGCAUCUGGGAGCAGCUGGCCAGGAUCUACACGAAGACAAAUGCGACGUCAUAUCAGGUGACCGGGCUGACGCCCUUCACCGUCUACAGCUUUCGUCUCCUGGCGGUCAACAAGCUGGGAAUCAGUCCGCCGUCCAAGGAGUCCUACUACAUAGUCACGUUGCGUGAGGCUCCCACGGGCAAGCCCAUACCGACGACGGCCCACAACACGUCCUCCACCUCCGUGUACAUCUCGUGGAAGGCUCCGCCGCCGGAUACCAUACUGGGCGAAUUCCUUGGCUACCGCAUCACAUAUCGACCACGCGAUCGGGACCCCAACGAUACCAAGGAAAUCUAUAUACGCGACAACACCGUGGAGAGCCAUGAAAUACAGAACCUCCAGACGUACACGCAGUACAAGGUGACGGUGCAGGUGUUCAAUCCCGAGGGUCUGGGACCGGAGACCACCAUUCUGGUGAUGACCGACGAAGGAGUGCCAAGCAAGCCGCAGAAUCUAACCAUCUUGGAUGUUUCGGCCAACAGCAUCACGAUGUCCUGGCAUCCGCCUAAGAAUCAGAACGGAGCCAUUGCUGGCUACCAUGUGUUCCACAUCCACGACAACCAAACUGGCGUGGAAAUCGUGAAGAACUCUCGCAAUUCGGUGGAAACACUCAUUCACUUUGAGCUGCAGAAUUUACGACCCUACACCGACUACCGUGUGAUAGUGAAGGCAUUCACCACCAAGAACGAGGGCGAACCCUCCGACCAGAUUGCCCAGCGAACGGAUGUGGGAGGACCCAGUGCUCCGGCGAUUGUGAACCUCACUUGCCACUCCCAGGAGUCGAUCACCAUUCGGUGGCGAAGACCCUACGAGUUCUACAACACCAUCGACUUUUACAUCAUCAAAACGCGUUUGGCUGGCCAGGAUACGCAUCGGGAUAUAAGGAUUAAUGCCUCGGCGAAGGAACUAGAAACUGCCAUGAUUCUUCAAAACCUAACAACCAACUCGUACUACGAGGUCAAAGUGGCAGCGGCAACGUUCAGUGUCAUAAAUCCAAAGAAAAUUGUGCUGGGCAAAUUCUCGGAGUCAAGGAUUAUUCAACUGCAACCAAACUGCGAGAAACUGCAACCGCUGCUGCGGCAGUCGCAUAAUGACUACAACCUGGCCGUUUUGGUGGGCAUCAUCUUCAGCUGCUUCGGCAUUAUCCUGAUCAUCAUGGCCUUCUUUCUGUGGAGCAGAAAGUGCUUCCAUGCGGCCUACUACUACCUGGACGACCCGCCACACCAUCCAAAUGCCCCCCAGGUGGACUGGGAAGUGCCCGUGAAGAUCGGCGACGAGAUUCGCGCAGCUGUGCCCGUAAACGAGUUCGCCAAGCACGUGGCUUCACUGCACGCGGAUGGGGACAUUGGAUUCAGCCGGGAGUACGAGGCCAUUCAGAACGAGUGCAUCAGCGAUGAUCUGCCAUGUGAGCACUCGCAGCAUCCGGAGAACAAACGCAAGAAUCGCUAUCUCAACAUCACAGCCUAUGACCACAGUCGGGUGCACUUGCAUCCCACACCGGGACAAAAGAAGAACCUGGACUACAUCAAUGCCAACUUCAUCGAUGGAUACCAAAAGGGACAUGCCUUCAUCGGCACCCAGGGUCCCUUGCCCGAUACCUUCGAUUGCUUUUGGCGCAUGAUCUGGGAGCAGCGGGUGGCCAUCAUAGUGAUGAUCACCAAUCUGGUGGAGCGCGGCAGGCGCAAGUGCGACAUGUACUGGCCGAAGGAUGGGGUAGAGACCUACGGCGUGAUUCAGGUCAAGCUCAUCGAGGAGGAGGUCAUGUCCACCUACACUGUGCGCACCCUGCAGAUCAAGCACUUAAAGCUCAAGAAGAAGAAGCAGUGCAAUACCGAGAAGCUGGUCUAUCAGUAUCACUACACCAACUGGCCCGACCACGGCACCCCGGAUCAUCCCCUUCCUGUGCUCAACUUUGUCAAGAAAUCCUCGGCCGCCAAUCCCGCAGAGGCUGGUCCCAUAGUCGUGCACUGCAGCGCUGGCGUCGGUCGCACUGGCACCUACAUCGUCCUGGACGCCAUGCUCAAGCAGAUCCAGCAGAAAAACAUCGUCAACGUCUUUGGCUUCCUGCGCCACAUUCGUGCGCAGAGGAACUUCCUGGUGCAAACUGAGGAGCAGUACAUAUUCCUGCACGACGCCCUGGUGGAGGCCAUCGCCUCAGGGGAGACCAAUCUGAUGGCCGAGCAGGUGGAGGAGCUGAAGAACUGCACUCCCUACCUGGAGCAGCAGUACAAGAACAUCAUACAGUUCCAACCGAAGGACAUACACAUUGCAUCCGCCAUGAAGCAGGUGAACUCGAUCAAGAACCGCGGCGCCAUCUUCCCCAUCGAGGGCAGUCGGGUGCACUUGACGCCCAAGCCGGGCGAGGAUGGCAGCGAUUAUAUCAACGCAUCCUGGCUUCACGGCUUCCGGCGGCUGAGGGACUUCAUAGUCACCCAGCAUCCCAUGGCGCACACGAUAAAGGACUUCUGGCAGAUGGUCUGGGACCACAAUGCACAGACCGUCGUGCUGCUCUCAUCCCUGGACGAUAUAAACUUUGCCCAGUUUUGGCCGGAUGAGGCCACGCCCAUCGAGAGCGAUCAUUAUCGCGUCAAGUUUCUGAACAAGACCAACAAGAGCGACUAUGUGAGCCGCGACUUUGUCAUCCAGUCGAUACAGGACGACUACGAGCUGACGGUCAAGAUGCUCCACUGUCCCAGUUGGCCGGAGAUGUCCAAUCCCAACAGCAUCUACGACUUCAUUGUCGAUGUGCACGAGCGCUGCAACGACUAUCGCAAUGGACCCAUCGUCAUUGUGGACAGAUAUGGUGGCGCCCAGGCGUGCACCUUCUGCGCCAUCUCGUCGCUGGCCAUCGAGAUGGAGUACUGCAGCACGGCGAAUGUGUACCAGUACGCGAAGCUGUACCACAACAAGCGACCCGGGGUGUGGACAUCCAGCGAGGACAUCCGUGUCAUCUACAACAUACUUUCAUUUUUGCCUGGCAAUUUGAACCUGCUGAAGCGCACGGCGCUUCGGACUGAAUUCGAGGAUGUGACAACGGCCACGCCGGAUCUCUAUAGCAAAAUAUGCAGCAAUGGUAAUGUUCCACAGCAUGUCAUACUGCAGCAGCAGCAGCUGCACAUGCUGCAGUUGCAGCAGCAACACCUAGAGACACAGCAGCAGCAGCAACAGCAGCAGCAGCAGCAGCAACAACAGACAGCACUCAAUGAGACAGUCAGCACACCGCACACCGAUACUAAUCCAAGCCUCUUGCCCAUUCUGUCAUUGCUACCGCCCACAGUCGCUCCUCUGUCCUCCAGUUCAUCCAUCACACCACAACCACCAAGUACUCCAACACCAUCCCCACAAACCAUCCAACUGCCAUCGCCAUCAGACCUGACCCACCAGAUCUCACCCACAGUCGCCCAUGCAGCAUCACCAGCCACGCCAGCCACUGCAACUGCAAGUGCGAAUGCAUCACCAACGACUCCAACGACACCAACAGUCCCACAACAGUCCACAAUACCGACAAUAACACCACUCGCAUCCCAGAACAGUUUAACCCUUACUAAUGCCAAUUUCCAUACUGUUACUAACAACGCUGCUGAUCUGAUGGAACAUCAACAACAACAAAUGCUGGCCCUGAUGCAACAACAAACGCAACUGCAACAACAAUACAACACGCACCAACAUCACAACAACAUCGGUGACCUGACAUCGGUGAUGAACAAUGCGGACAACUCACCAACCUCCUCCUCACCAACGACAACGAUCACCAACAACAAUCAUAUUACGAACAACAACGUCACAAGCGCAGCGGCGACAGAUGCUCAAAACCUAGAUAUUGUAGGCUAAACUAAAGAUAAAUUUACAUAUUUACAGAGAGGGAAUUUAAAUCAUUUUAUAAAUGUUUAAAUAUAAAUACUUAACUUUAAACCUUACACCUACGUACAUAGCGAUGUAUUUAUUAACCUUUAAGUCGUUUAAGUGAGUGCAGAGCGUCUAGCGCUGUGUCCAUAAAUUAUUCGUUCGACCUGUAAGCUCAUGUUUUACUUUAACUUUAUAACUUAGGCCCCCUCAGUUAAUUUUCCCCCUACUAAAACUAUUUAAAUUAUUUCGUCUUGUGUAGUUUUUUAUAUCGUAAACAUAGGUUUUUAUACACCAUACUUUACCCACAUUUAGUCACAAGGAAAAUACAUGAAGCGACAGAAAGUCAGAAGCAGUAAAGAACAAAAAAUAAUCGCAAAUCUAAAGUGGAAACGUAGCAAAAUGCACAAAUUGAACAAGUAGAGUUAAUAACAUAUUUGUCUAAUCAUUUAUAUACGCUGAUUACAUAUAACUAACGUUAAAUGCAGGCUAAUGCUGCACACACUUGUGCCAUGAUUUUUUAAGCCCCCCAAAAGCUCCUAUUAAAGUAAUGAUUAUUAGUUGAAUUGCCGAACUAACUAACCUAGAGUUUAGUUGAGCUGAGCAACUUUUUGCAUUUCGAAUCGAUUCAGUCCGUCCUAGUAUCUGUUAUUCUUUUUGCCUUCCUAUCAAUUGGUUCCAGUUUAAAUGCGGUUCAAUACAAAAUAAAGACAAACUCAAGCAAACCUAGCUACAAAUUAAUUGCGAAUUUAGUGGGCAAUACGCCGAAUUACCUAGCACUUUACACCACACAUCACUGUAAAUCCCAAUCAAAGCUAAAUAUAUCACACGAUUUCCGCACAAAGCACCAGGCAUCACGAAAAUUUGUAAAUACAGCCAAGGCCGGAAAACAGAUAGGCAGAUAAAAGAUACUGUAAAAAUGUGGUCAAAAGUGGCCUGAAAACCCAAACCCAUCACUCUGCAAAGCUAUUGAGCUAAUAAGCUAAUAAUAUUGUAAAAAUAAAAAAGUAAAGUAAGCAACGGCGACAACUAAGUGUAAAUCUGCAAGUAGUCGCAAGCAAAGUAUUAUUAAAAUAUACGAUACAUGUGAAAAGCGAGAUAAAAGAAAAUCCCAAUGAAAACUCAAGUUUAAGUUUUGUUUUCCUCUAUCGAUGCACAGGGUGUUUCCACGUUACAACGUUUCCAUGUUUCCCCAUAUUUGAUAGACCCGACUAACAGCGUAAUAUUAACCUGUACAGUUCUUAAAGUUAGCCCCGGAUGUGGAUACGAAUUAGGCUUAAACCUAGCACUCUGAAUUGCCAUGGCUAAUGGUCUGGCAGUUGUCCAGAUCGGGCAGAUAGCAAGUAUAUAUCUCCCCACACCACAGCAAAGCGAGUAGAGCGCAAGUAAUUUAGUGAAUAUUUUUACAUUUUAUAUGUAAAGUAUUAGUGGAAAUGAAGAAACAUAAGAAACGAUAAACAAACAUGUUUUAAAGACUGGUUUUUUGUACACUUUAACUUGAAUAAGCAUGUAUACUGAUUAUGUAAAUUAACGAAUGUCAAAGGUCCUUCAGUUUGCCCCCUUCCCCGCCAACAUCCAUCCCGUGUCCACCCCACAAUCGCAUGUAGUCAGACUACUUGAGGAUGCAGACCCCGUAGAUUCGGGCUCGAUUCGGGUGGAAGGGAGGAGAGCACCCUUCAAUCUGAUCGUAUCAAUCCAAUCAUUUGUCAGCUGAUACCAAAUAGGCGACUCUACAUAUUAACCAACUAACCAACUAAUGACCAAUUUUGUGAGAUUAUGUUUCUUAGGCACUAGACCCGACUUAGGCUAAGACUACUUAUACGCUAGGAGGGCUUGUAAAUUUCUCAUACUGACACCGGCAAUGGUAACAAAUGCUUCAUCUGUAAUAUAACAACAAGAAUCAUAUUAUUUCGAUACGAUAUACGAUAUUGAGAAAACCAAAAACUAUGCAUUUUAACUGUUAAACACAUAAAUAUUAGUACGUACGAUGAAACUAUAGGUGGAUAUGGAUAUUUCUAUGCAUUAUGUACAUAAUGUUGUAAGUGUGCGAUGUACGUCGCAGCCAAAGAAAAGCUUAAUCAACCGCAUUGCGAUGGAGCAAUGAUCACAGACAGAGUUCUACCGAAAUCCCCCAAUUAAAAAGUGCACACUCUUUUCGAGCAAAUGGAAACCUUUCCACGACUAAACUACCUUCACACAUUAACUAAAGUAAUUGAGAAUGAUACAAAACCACAGAUGCAACAGAUUAUCUAAUUGACGGUGUUAUGCAAUUUAUAAAUGUGAUGAAUGUCAAAGUUAAGCGUAAACAAUUUAAAAACAAAAACCAAGAAAAUACAAAAGAUACAAAAAAAAAACAAAAAAAGAAUUAUUAAAAACAAUUCAAGAAAAAGAGCUGAAUGUAGCGAGAACUUAAGUAAGCAUGCCCACGAUUUUAGAGCUAAGCAAAUAGAUAAAGAUACAGAUACCCAGAGGCAGACCAUAGAUUUUAAAGAACGAAGCAUUUGCCCCAGAUCCUGACAGGAUCUGUCAGGAGGUCCUGAAAGUAGGGACUUUCCCGCAGCUUGUAGAAGCCACUGCAGCAGGAGGAUGCGACACAAAGAUCGGACAAGGUAUCGCGAUAAACAGAAUUAAUGAUAUGAAUAUAUGUAUGUAUAUGUAUGUACACCUAAGCUAAUCGUAAGCCAAUGAAAGUUGAAAUGGACUAAAGAUAAAUGGAACAGACAAAAUCGAAAGCGUCUAAAUAAAGAACAUCAAAUUGCAAA
Messenger RNA from Drosophila yakuba, 7907 nucleotides. It is a transcript of the gene Ptp99A, whose product is annotated as tyrosine-protein phosphatase 99A. NCBI's taxonomy places the organism in Eukaryota, Metazoa, Arthropoda, Insecta, Diptera, Drosophilidae. Gene Ontology annotation, biological process: protein dephosphorylation. The record is from RefSeq and is a predicted model, not a curated record. The coding region runs from base 712 to 5133 and encodes 1473 amino acids. Gene Ontology annotation, molecular function: protein tyrosine phosphatase activity; protein binding. The transcript has 18 exons.